This is a messenger RNA of Yarrowia lipolytica CLIB122, 849 nucleotides long. RefSeq lists its product as uncharacterized. Gene Ontology annotation, biological process: fungal-type cell wall biogenesis; (1->6)-beta-D-glucan biosynthetic process. Gene Ontology annotation, cellular component: endoplasmic reticulum membrane. Lineage: Eukaryota; Fungi; Ascomycota; Dipodascomycetes; Dipodascales. The record is from RefSeq and is a predicted model, not a curated record.
AUGAAGCUCAACACUCUGAUUCCAUUGGUGGCUAGUCUGGUGGCCCCGGCCCUGGCCUUUUCCAACUCGUCUCCCCACGUGAUUCUGUCAUCGGUGGCAUCGCUCGAUUCGUCUCUCUCCAACUCCGUGCAGCAGGCCUCGUCUGCUCGAGAUUUCGACGAUUUGGUCAAUCAUGCGAUUGUGGGUUGUCCUGCCGACACAUAUGUCUUUGUGUCACAGCCCGGACUGCACGCAUCCGACCUUGAGGACGCCGCGCUGACCCCCUUCCUGCAUCGAGUUGUGGGCAACGCCAAGUCGUCGUUUGUGUCUAACCACGUGUUCAGCGACACAGAGCGACAGCUUCCUCAGGGCGCCCUCAUGCACCUCGAGGAGACUUGCGGAGCUGCUAAUGUGAUUGUGGACGGCCGCACUGGCAAGUUUGCGACCUACGUCGACACAAAGCCCCGAAUUAUGCAGGUUCAGCUGGACGAGCUGACCAACGAGACCGGAGAGGAGCGAGAGGCCGUUCUCAAGGCCCACGACAACGUGCUCAAGGCCGUUCUCGGCCGUCUGCCUUCGCCAAACUACAUGCUAAUUUACGUGUCUUCUCCUGGACAUAACCAGAUCGAGGAAGAGGAGGAAUACCAGUUCACCCAGCAGCACACCCGGGAGGAGUCCGACGAGAAGGUUAAGGACAACUUGUUCCAGAAGUACCAGUUCUUCUCGCCCGGUAUUUUCAUGGCCAUCAUUGUUUCGCUGCUGCUGGUCUCCGUCAUGCUCUUUGCUCUCAACUGGAUCGGUUCUCUGCAGAUUUCCUACGGAGCCUUUGAGAAGGAUCCUGAGCUGGUUCGACAGAAGAAGCAGAAUUAG